Molecule: messenger RNA, 1014 nt
Organism: Camelina sativa (false flax)
Lineage: Eukaryota; Viridiplantae; Streptophyta; Magnoliopsida; Brassicales; Brassicaceae
Biological process (GO): cellular response to heat; regulation of transcription by RNA polymerase II
Cellular component (GO): nucleus
Molecular function (GO): DNA-binding transcription factor activity; RNA polymerase II cis-regulatory region sequence-specific DNA binding
Source: RefSeq, a predicted model, not a curated record
AAGGGCCGUUCGUGUCCUUUGUUUUUGCUAUAAAACCCAUAAAAACAGAACCUAAUAGUCCUUGUCAGAUUUGUUUCGACUUUCGAGCAUAGGGUUUGGUUUCAGAGGCACACAAGCGAAGAUCAAAUCAAGAGAGGGGAAUUAAUUAAUUCGAGAUGGAUGGUGGCGACAGUAAUGGAGAUCCCAUGACUCUGGGAUCUUUUUUCAGAUCUCAAUUGUAUGAGAUGGUGGAUGAUCCUUCAACUGAUUCAAUAGUUUCGUGGAGCGAGAGCGGCAAGAGUUUCGUCGUUUGGGAUGACUCAGGGUUCCUCAAAGCUGGUUUUAUGAAAGAGAUCCUUGAACACGUGGGCUUCAGGAAAGUUGAAGAGUCUGAUCAGAAAUGGGAAUAUGCAUGCGAUUAUUUCGUGAGAGGUCAGCCUGGGCUUACACCGCCUUCUGAUAUUUGUGGUGGCCCUGUUUUAACGCCUGGAUAUCUCAGAAAGAUUGAGAUUAAGAAACGCAGUGGAACUGGAAGAAAGCAACGACGGCCUUCUCUUUUCAAAAGAAAAAUGUAUGAUAUGGUCGAUGAUCCUUCAACUGAUUCAAUUGUCUCGUGGAGUGAGAGCGGCAAGAGUUUCAUCAUUUGGAAAGAAACUGAGUUCCUGAGAGAUGUUCUUCCGCAACAUGUGUUCUUCUUGCGAUACGAGAUGACAUCCUUUGCCCGCUGGCUCUAUGUCAUGGGCUAUAGGAAAGUUGAAGAAUCAUCUCACCAAUGGGAGUUUGCUGGCGAUUAUCUUGUCAGAGGCGAACCUGGCGAGCCUGAUUUGCCCACACCUCCAUGCACUCCUGGGGGGAUUAUGAUUACCCCAUAAACUGCCAGAAUCAUGGAGACGAACUUUGCUUUCCAGAACAAGUAUCUGGAACACCAACCUUGUAAUAAUGAAUAAUCUCUCUCUCUCUCUCUCUCUCUCUCUCUUGGUUCGUUAGAGUUGCUUAUUUUCUUCUUUGUGGCAUCAUCACCAAUCUCUUGUCUCU